Messenger RNA from Daldinia childiae, 585 nucleotides. RefSeq names its product GTP-binding protein rhoA. The record is from RefSeq and is a predicted model, not a curated record. The transcript is spliced from 5 exons. NCBI's taxonomy places the organism in Eukaryota, Fungi, Ascomycota, Sordariomycetes, Xylariales, Hypoxylaceae. Gene Ontology annotation, biological process: small GTPase-mediated signal transduction. Gene Ontology annotation, molecular function: GTP binding; GTPase activity. The coding region runs from base 1 to 585 and encodes 194 amino acids.
AUGGCUGAGCUCCGCCGAAAGCUGGUCAUCGUCGGUGACGGUGCCUGUGGUAAAACUUGUUUAUUGAUCGUUUUCUCCAAGGGAACGUUCCCUGAGGUCUACGUCCCCACCGUUUUCGAGAACUACGUCGCCGAUGUCGAGGUUGAUGGAAAGCACGUCGAGUUAGCCUUAUGGGAUACAGCUGGUCAGGAAGACUACGAUCGUCUUCGACCUUUGUCUUACCCUGACUCUCACGUCAUCCUAAUCUGCUUUGCUGUCGACUCUCCCGAUUCUCUGGACAACGUUCAGGAGAAGUGGAUUUCUGAAGUCCUUCACUUCUGCCAAGGCCUGCCUAUCAUCCUCGUUGGCUGCAAGAAGGAUCUGCGCUACGACGCAAAGACAAUUGAGGAGCUCCGCAAGACUAGCCAGAAGCCUGUCUCCCCUGAGGAGGGUGAGGACAUUCGCAAGAAGAUUGGUGCCUACAAGUACCUUGAGUGCUCAGCCAAGACGAACGAAGGUGUCCGAGAAGUUUUCGAGCACGCUACUCGCGCGGCUCUACUGUCUCGUAAAAGCCAGAAGAAGCACUCUAAGUGCUUAGUCCUUUAA